Messenger RNA from Conger conger (European conger), 3849 nucleotides. It is a transcript of the gene bcar3, whose product is annotated as BCAR3 adaptor protein, NSP family member. NCBI's taxonomy places the organism in Eukaryota, Metazoa, Chordata, Actinopteri, Anguilliformes, Congridae. Gene Ontology annotation, biological process: small GTPase-mediated signal transduction; positive regulation of peptidyl-serine phosphorylation. The transcript has 12 exons. The coding region runs from base 272 to 2857 and encodes 861 amino acids. The record is from RefSeq and is a predicted model, not a curated record. Gene Ontology annotation, molecular function: phosphotyrosine residue binding; guanyl-nucleotide exchange factor activity.
GUGUGUGUGUGUGUAUGAGACAGGGAGAGAGAGAGUGGAGAGAGAGCCCUGACUUCUGACGGGAGGAACACCGGCACUGUUCACUGCAGGAGGUGAACUGUGGGACAGAAAGACGGCGUCCUGAAGGAGGUAUCACACGCUGCUCCUGUUGUUGCCUGUCCAGUAUGUGUGGGGUUCGGCUGUAACUCUGAGUGCUGGUCAGUGAAGUCAAGACGGAUAAAAAGUUGGACUCUACUUUAGAGACGCGUGGAUUUGGAAAAUAGAGCUGAAGAUGAUGGCGGAGGGGAAGUUCGCCAGCCUGCCCAGGAACAUGCACAUGGGACGGCAGUGCUCCCUGGCCUCCUCCAUGGACCUGCUGAGCUCUCGGCCGGCUGUGGCCCAGCUGCCCCCCAGCGGGUACCAGAGCUUCUCCAUCCACGGCACCCUCCCCCGCAAGAAAAAAGGGGGCGCUAGCGUGCACUCGUGGGGCAUGAACAGCCACACCGGCUCCCUGCCCCACCCCGGCAGGGCCCGCCUGCCCUCCUCACCCCUCAUCCACAACAUCAUGGAGGAGCCCCACCCUUUCCACUCUGAGACACAGAGCCAGUCCUCUUACAGCAGGGACCAGGGCUUUGUGGAUCCCACCAUGGAGUAUGUCAAGUUCUCUCGGGACAAGUACAUCAUGGAGGGUCCUCCGGAGAAGCUUCGCAAGGAACUGGAGGAGGAGCUGAAGUUGGGCUGUGAAGAGCCCCGCAGUCACGCCUGGUACCACGGAGCCAUCCCCAGACAGGUGGCAGAGAACCUGGUCCAGAGGGACGGGGACUUCCUGAUCCGGGACUCCCUAUCCAGCCCGGGGAACUAUGUGCUGACCUGCCAGUGGAAGAACUCCCCGCAGCACUUUAAGAUCAACAAGAAGGUGGUGGCCAUGAACGAGGCCUACUCCCGGGUGCAGUACCUGUUUGAAAGGGAGGGCUUCGACAGCGUCCCCGCCCUGGUGCGCUACUACGUGGGCAACCGGAAGCCCGUGUCCGAGGUGGUGGGCGCCAUCAUCUUCCAGCCCAUAAACCGGGGCCUGCCCCUGCGCUGCCUGGAGGAGAAGUACGGCGUGGCGGCCGUCCGCGUGGAGGCCCUCAUGCCCGAACACAAGAGCCAGGUCUCCAAGCGCCUGAGCCUCAACAUCAUGAACGGGCACUCCCAGGACCACACGCUGAGCCGUGGGAACCUCCUGAGGAGCCGGGACAAGUGUGGAAGCCAGCCGGCGUGUCUGAACCACGUUCAAGAGAGACGCCGACCCCUCAAAACUCAUCAGUCGGAGAGCUUCCUCCCUAUCGGCUCCAGGACACAGCCCCAGACCCAGAUCAUGGAGCCCCAGCCCAGCGCCAAGUCUCCCGUGUUCAGGACGGGCAGCGAGCCAGCCCUCAGCCCUACGGUGCCACGGAGGUUAGCCAUGGAGUUGCAGGCUGGGGAGGCCAUACGGGGCUCCGACAGCCAGCUGUGCCCCAAGCCCCCUCCGAAACCCAGCAAGGUGCCCUCCAUGAGACUCCCCCGUUCCCCCCGCCUGCAGCGCCUCGCCCUCGUGCCCCCCACCCCGCCUCCCAAACCGCAGCAGCACCAGCAGCAGCCCAGUCCCGAGGUGAACUACUGCGAGCUGAGCCCCUGCAGUCCGCCUGAGAGGGACAGUGUCUCCGGGCUUCUGCCUAACAACAGCUAUGUGGAGAGGCUGAGGACGGAGGAGGCCAGGAAGAGCCACCUCAGGGCCUCGGACACCAGCCUGUCUGGACACACGCUGGACCGCAGCUCCUACCACCACGCCAUCGAGGCCCUGGAGGACAGCAACGAGGAGGACGAGGGCGAAGCCAUGCAGGUGGAGCGGGAGAACGCCGGGAGGGAAGGAGAGCGGGCGGAGAAGGGCAAGGGCUUCCGGAGGCCCGUGUUUGAGACAUCAUCGGCCUUCCGGCCCGGAGAGUUUGAGAGCAGGCUCCUGCCCUCUGAGAACAAGCCUCUAGAGAUGUCGGUGCUGAAGAGAUCCAAAGAGUUGCUGUUGAACAAAGACCACCGGAUCAUCGCUAAGCACAUCUUACAGGCCGACUGCCAGGUUGCUAGGGUACUGAAUGUGACCGAAGAGUUGAAAGGUCAGAUGGGAGUGAGUUCUGGUCUGGAGCUGGUAACGCUUCCACACGGAAAGCAGCUACGCCAGGACCUGAUGGAGAGGCACAGCACCAUGGCCAUCGGCGUGGCGGUGGACAUCCUGGGCUGCACGGGGAGCCUGGAGGAGCGAGCGGCUACGCUCAACCGCAUCAUCCUGGUCGCGCUGGAGCUCAAGGACUCCAUGGGGGACCUCUACGCCUUCUCCUCCAUCAUGAAGGCCCUGGACAUGCCCCAGAUCACAAGAUUAGACCACACCUGGACCACCCUGAGGAGGAAAUACACACAGACAGCCAUCAUCUACGAAAAGUCCCUCAAGCCCUUUUACAAGGGUCUGUAUGAAGGAAAUGUGGAUGUUCCAGUGGACAGCACCACGGUGCCCCUCCUGAUGCCCCUGCUCACUCUGAUGGAGCGGCCGGCCGUGGUGUUCGAGGGCAUGGAGCUGUGGGAGAACAACGACCAGGGCUGCGAGAUCAUGCUGCGCCACCUGGAGGUGGCGAGAGUGGUGGCGCACAACGCUGACGCGUACAGGGCCAACGCAGAGAGCGUCCUGAAAGAUUUCCAUCCUGACGAGGACAUGCUGGAGAUCUUCAGGACAGACUUCCAGCUGCGGCUGUUGUGGGGGAGCCGAGGGGCCUCAGUCAACCAGACGGAGCGAUACGAAAAGUUCAAACUGAUCCUCACAGCUCUGUCCAGGAAGCUUGAGCCUGCAGUCAAGCACACCGAACUCUGAACCGGAGACCGAGCACAAAGACUGCACAUAAACAUACGUAUAUAAGGAGAGGCAAUGCCAGCUCAGUGGAGUCAGAAUGCAUUAUUUCUCCGGUUUAUGGCCCCGAUGCUCAUGUUUGGACAGGCAGAGCCGGGCCAAUUGCUGUCCUGACCCUAUCUGGCCACUGGAGGGAGACUGCAAGCUAAUUUUUUUAACAUGAACUUGCCAAAGUUACACCCUCAAGCCCAGCCCGACCCCUAUUGUUGACAGGUCACCAGGACUGUUAUGUCCCCUGUGGAGUAAACAUAAGGGACAUGCACUGUGCCCCCAGGUCACAGGAGGUGAAAUAGCACUGUAGUUUGUAUAAAACCUGGGCUGGGGAAAUGGGCUGAAGGCCACUGCGGGCAGGUUCUGUGGAUGCUGAAACGACACGUCACUCAGUGCCCACUGGGGAUGACGACACUGGAGCUCUUCAAAGUGUUCAUGUGAAAAGUAAAUGCAUGUAUGUAUCACUAAGGUAGUGACUGAGAUAUAGUUCCCUUUUUGAGGGAGAGACUUAUGUGAUAUAUGUAGAAGUAAAAGGCUGAGGUGGUUCUCUCAGCGGCUACUGCAGGGAAGGCUAGAAAAUGUAAAACACGGGAAUCUCACAGUAGAACUCACAAAGACAAAGACUCAUUCUGGUAUAAUUGAAAUCUGACUACUUUCCAAAUUUAAGUGUUUAAAAGAAAUAUAGAAAACAUGUUUCCUAGGUCCGCAAUAGUUGCUUGAACAGAUCUUGUAAUGUGUUAUUCAGUUGUUUAUACGGCAUUUGUAUUGUGAUAAUACGGUUAACAUUAAGUGGUAAAUGGUGUAAAUAAUAGCUAAUGAUGUUCAACUGUAAGCAUGUGGAUGCUAGACUAUGUAAUAUAUUUUCCUCCUGAAAGAUGACUGUAAAUAAUUACAUAACUUUAAUAUCUUUAUAUGGAAUAUUGUGCACAUGUAAUAAAUGGAAAAAGAUAUAGCUACACAUCUCA